Labrus bergylta (ballan wrasse) is the source of this 4933-nucleotide messenger RNA. RefSeq names its product KH and NYN domain containing (gene khnyn). Gene Ontology annotation, molecular function: RNA endonuclease activity; mRNA binding. The record is from RefSeq and is a predicted model, not a curated record. Lineage: Eukaryota; Metazoa; Chordata; Actinopteri; Labriformes; Labridae. Gene Ontology annotation, cellular component: nucleus; cytoplasmic ribonucleoprotein granule.
GGUCCAGACCUAGAAAACACUUCCUCAUCCGCCUCGCCUGCUCGCCGCAGUGAAGUCACAUUUGAAACCCUUUUUUCCAGGAGCAAUAACCUAUUUUAGUUUUUUUUCUUCUGACAUAACCACAUGUUAUGUUGAACUUCGGACUGAUUGGUUGCGUGUUAUUGUUUUAUUGCGGAAGACUGGAAGCGAGCCGAGCCGCGUCUCCGUCGGUGGAGCUGCUUGGAAACGAAACUUUGAAGGCGAAAAAAGCGACCGAGCUCACAAUGUUCAACUCUUGGACGCUGGUUUGAAAAACGCAUCAUGGACGGUGAGAGGAGCGAUGGGGGAGGGGAAGCGGAGGUGGAGGAUGAGUUUGCGUGUGCUGGGGUUCUCCGAGGAUCUCUGGCGUCCCUUCACGGCACCGUGGAGCGGAUAUUCGGAGUGAGGUUCGAAGUCGGGACGGAUGAUACGUCACAGGACAACAACGGACAGAUAUGGCUCAAGCUACAAGGGCGGAGGAAGAACGUGACGGCUGCCAAAUUGUUUGUGAAAGGAGUCGUGAACCAGGAGGAGCAGCAGGAGGUUUCAUAUCCCGGGCUCCUUCACUGCGUCUUCUGUGGAGCCAGAGGGCUGUUCAUGGACUCCCUGAUCAAAAGCACCUCUGCACAUAUCGUGGUUGGCUCUACAGGAUUCCUGCUAAUAUCAGGUCUUGCCGAGCCAGUGGUCCGAGCCUACUCCCUUAUUAUGGACCUGGUGGAGAGGUAUGAGGGCAUACAGUCCAGACGCUCUGACACUGGAGAUCGAGGCUCUGGGGAGUCUUUGGAUUCUCGCCGAGCCUUUAAAACCCUCGUAGAGAACUGGGAGGACAGGCACAUCUUGGAUCUUCUGGUUCUACCAGGGUCAGUGAAGGAAAUUCUGCUGGAUUUGGUGAAAGACUCUGGGAUUGGAUCUAACACCGAUUUUACAGUUCAAGAUGGAUAUACAGGGGCAGGACCACUUGGGGAUUUAGAGGAUAAAUGGGACAGAACUACUGAUCAAUGGAUUGAAGGAACAAGUGCAAGUUUGCCGAGAGACACAGUUAGGGAGUCCCUCUUCCAGUCUGAAGGCUCUAGUGGUAGGGCAGAGGAGGCUGAGGGUGCUGAGAAAAGACUUAUGAGUUCUCCACAGGAGGUUGAGGAAGAGGAGCAGAUGGAACAGGAGGCAACGGUAGGCACCAAGGUGAACGAAGGACUUGGGGAGGGGGAAGUACUUGAGCUCCAGUCACCAGUGGGAAAUAAAGAGUUCUGGCUUCUUCUUAAGUUCUUCACAGCCAUGGGGUACACGGAGGAUGUUGUGAAACGAGUUCUUGCGCAAACUGGCCCUAAGGAGGCAUCGCAGAUACUGGACUUGGUGCAACAGGAGAAGGAUCGCAGUGACCGUGAGAACAAUCAAGAUACUGCUGCCUCGAAUCACAGGGAGAGGAACCGACCUUGUGAGACGGAGCACAGAGAAGAUGUAGAACUGGCAGCUGGAGGAGAUAACCAGAUGGGUAGUAAGGUAAAGGCACAAGACGUUAGUGGUGAAGAUGAGAAUGGUGCAACAGGAACAAGACACGUUGAUGAAGAGGCUAGGGACAAGGAAAAAGAGGAUUCUGAAGAGGACUUUGUCUUGGGAGUGGUGAAAAAAGCAGCUGCCAGUUGCGGGUACAUGGAGCAGAACGUAGCCAAAGUCUACAACAAGCUGCACGAUGGAUCCACCCACCAGCUGAUCCUGGAACUGCAGAGGGAGGAGGGAAGAGAAGUGGGGGCCUUUCGGGAAGAGCCGAGAGAGAUGGAUGAUGUGGUGCUGGAGAAAGAAGGAUCGAAAGUCGGACCGGCGGAGAACAAAGCACAUGUCGAAAUUGAUCUUUUCAGACCUGCCGAAAAGAGAGAAUCUGAUGUUAGAGGAUGGGUAGAACUACCAAAUCCAAAUGUUGGAGAGCGAGAUUUGCUUUCUUGGCUUAAUAAGCCUCAACAGCCCCCCACUAGUCAAAAAACCUCACACCAAAUCAUCCUGCCUGAUGUCAAAGGGCCACCAAAGCCUACUUAUUCCUCGUCCUUGGAUACGGCCCGAACCAAUUUCCAAACCAACAAACCAUUUGGCCAAACCAACACCAGAGCCAAUACCUCCGCACCAAAACCAACCCAACCCAACCACGACAAUGUCUCAAACCCUAAGUCCCACUCUUCUACCUCUUUCAAACGAGGGCUCCAAGCACAUACACCCUCGUUUUUCGCAAGAACUGACUCGUCUCCGAACAGAGCGAAGGAAAGACGUGGCAUCGUGGCUCCUUCUCCGGUGGUGGUAACAGGGGAGCAGCGUUUUCUAGAAGGGCUGCAGGCGAGCUUUGACCUUCAGCUAACAGAUAAACCCGGAGACCCGAAACUGAGGACCAUCAUCAUUGACGGGAGCAACGUUGCCAUGAGCCACGGGUUGAGUCUUUUCUUUUCCUGCCGUGGGAUUGCGUUGGCCGUUCAGCACUUCUGGGACCGAGGCCAUCGACACAUCAGCGCCCUCUUGCCCCAGUGGAGACAAAAGAGCGACCCCAGGAUUAAAGAGAAGCACUAUCUGACCGAGCUGCAGAACCUGGGCCUGGUCUCCUACACGCCCUCCAGAGAGGUCCAAGGCAAGAGGAUCAGCUCGUACGAUGACAGAUUCAUGCUGCAGCUUGCACAGAAGACAGAUGGAGUGAUCGUAACUAACGACAACCUGAGGGACCUCUCAGAUGAGUCCGCCGUCUGGAGGGACAUCAUCAAAAAGAGACUUCUUCAGUACACGUUUGUCGGAGAUCACUUCAUGGUGCCAGACGACCCUUUGGGCAGAGGAGGGCCUCACCUGGACGACUUCCUGCGCUCAGAACACAGGACUCCUGACCCAGGAAACCACUCUUUUGCCGGCACAGCCACCACUUUCCCUUCCUUCAAAACUCCACGCUCCCAAACGGAGGUCUUGAACUUCCGUGACAGAACCGCAGGCGGCGCUUUGGAUGUGACACAGGGAGGGAAUCGGGGCAAAGGGCGAGGAAAGGGACAACACGUCAGGAGUCUAGAGGAAACAGAGAGUCUUAGAGAGCAGCUCUGUCAGGUGUUUCUGGGUCAGGACAACAUGGUGGCGCUGGUGCUUCAGAGCCACCCGUCCGAGAUGGACGUUAACGUGCUGUCGGAUAUGAUCUUACAGCAGCAGGCGGACUAGACAGCUUGUUAGUCUUAAUGUUUUUAAUGAAGUGAAAUUGGACUUUUGUUGCGCUGAAUUUGUCCCAGUUUAAGCGAUAUAAUUAUAAACUCUCACCAAAAGAAUUACAAGAAAUCAUACUUACUAUAUUGGUUUGCAGAAGCAUGGAAUUUACAAAAGCACCACGGGUUAUGUGUCUAAUGUGAUAUUAUUCUUAUUUGUGUCCACUCACAACUCUUACAUUUGUAGAAAAAAAUCUUUUAAAACUCUUUUUAAAAAUAGAUUCAUCCAUUGUUUUAAACAUUGACCUCUCCCUGAGGUCAAUGUCAUUUUUACUAAGAAGAGAAGCUACUAAGGCUAAACUGGUUCUCUCUGCAUUUUUCAUAAAUAGUAAGGAAAUUAUCUUCUGUUCUCUUCAAGGUGAGUUAGACUUGUUUCCCCUGUAGAGGCAGACCACAUGUUGCACGUUAAACAAUAUGUUAAUUCUGUUUACAUGUUGGUAGAGGCCGAGACUCUCUGUCCUUGUCUUAUUACAAAUCAGUUUGCAAAUCAAAUAGACAUAAACAGUCUGACAAAUCCCGUUACUUUCACUACUUCCUGGUUAAGAAACUAAACAGACAAAAAGAAGGAAAAACCCUCAAGAAUGUCAGGUCUUUUCUUCAAGUUAAACAACAUAUUCUAACCCAGCUAACAUAAGAGGAAGGCUAACGUUAGCAUUGAACCUCACCUUGGCUUGCACUACUGUUUGACAUUCCUGUAUGAUAACAUUAGGAAAGUGAACAUUCCUAGCUGGGUAGCUCACAGUGAUGCUAGUUAGAAAUGACUAUCCAGUUUUGUUUUAUCUCUGACCAAAUGACUGCACAACUUAGAAUAUUCCAAUCAGCCCCAGCUUUUACUGCGUUGUGUUUCAUGCUAAAUGGCAAUGUCACAAUGCUAACAGGUUAAACUAAUGUGUUAAACAUGGUAAACUUACCUGCUAAAUAUGAACAAGCUAGCUCUGUCUCUGUGAACCCGUUACCAUUUAGCUCGAGUACAGAGUCACUGAAUCACUAGCUUGUCUAUAGAGUCUAAGUCUCUUUGAAAUUCUAAUUAAAAACACGACCAGUGCUUAAUGAUACCAGCAUCCUCUUGGUUAGUUAAAUGUCUUAUUAACAACUAAAAAAAAAAAACAGCACUAUUUUUUUGUUUUUUUAUCACGCAGCAGCGCUACUUUGGCCCUUCAUGCAAAAAAAAGUUUAAAAAAAUAAAAUAAUUGUGCAAUUUUUUAUCAUUUGUGUGAACAACAGGCUAUCACUUUUCAUGCACAAGCAAUAUGAGAAAUUUAAUUUUUCUGCGUUCUGGGUUUAUUGUUCCCUAUUUAAUACUGUUGCGUAUUGCAGCUAUUGCAUUAAUGUGUUGGUCAAAUCAGGUAGUUUUUUGUAAUGGUUGUACCUCCAGAUGUGGGUCAGAGGUGUUAUAAGCCACCUUAGAAAAAUAUGAAACCUGACAAUAUUUUUUUACUCUAAGUCUUAGUGUUUUUAACUUAUUUUUUUACAAGGGCUGAUGAUGUCAUGACCUGAGCUUUGGGCCUAAGAACACAAAGUGUAGAUCCUCACGGCAGUCAGUCAGAGGCUAUUUUUAUCAUGGUUCACGAAUUGUGACAUUUAUUUUUCUGAUAUGUAUUGUUUAUAUCUGUACAUGUUAAGAGCUUAAUUCUGAACUGCUGCCUUUGUUUUGCAUUGAAGUACUUCUUGAUUCAAAAGAUAAAAAUCUUCUGUUAUUUGAA